Tuber melanosporum (Perigord truffle) is the source of this 1476-nucleotide messenger RNA. RefSeq lists its product as uncharacterized. The record is from RefSeq and is a predicted model, not a curated record. Lineage: Eukaryota; Fungi; Ascomycota; Pezizomycetes; Pezizales; Tuberaceae. Bases 163 to 1167 code for a protein of 334 amino acids. The transcript is spliced from 2 exons.
CCCCCCCUCCCACAGGUUAAAAGCCUUUUUUCUCCCUCUUUCCCCUCUCUUUCUUACCACACGUUGCAUAAACUCAGUCCUUCGUUUUAUUCUCCUGGUACAUUCGAACUUGUUUGAAGUCUUUCAUUAAUAUAUCCAUUUUCACCAAACAUAUCGAUAAUCAUGAGGCCCACUUCGAUCAUACUGCUCGGGGCUUCCGUUGCCGUUGCGGCUGCAUCCGGCGAAUCCCAGCCCAAAGUCAAACUCAUUAACCGUCGAGAUGCGGUCCCGAUCCCGGACGUAUUCAUGAAUGCAAUACAAGCUGUGCCAGCCCUUCGAAAGAGAGAAUUGGGGCCACCAACCUACUAUGCUAGCGCACCCGAAGGAGUUAGGAAGAGGAGUUCGUUAGAGUCUAGGCAAUGGGGGUGUGAGACUGUAGGACAGAUCAACUGUGUUUUCGAGGGGUGCUGUAAUGUCGGCACUAUUUGUGGAGUUUACGGCGGACAGACUGGGUGUUGUCCUAUCGGGAAGACAUGCACGGGCGUUGGCAGCUGCAAGACUGGCGAGACUAUAUGCGGGUCUGGAUGCUGCCCUUCGAAUGCUAGCUGCACUUCCAACGCCGAUGGAAGUGCUGCCUGCGAUUACGGCACCGGAUCAUCAAGUACCAGAACUUUAAUGAGACCAACUGCAACGUCCGCCCGUUUAUCAUCCACCUCGACUUCAACCUCCUUACCCGGCAGUGGCAGCGAGUGCCCUGCCGGCUACUCCCCCUGCGCCGACACCGAUACUUGCUGCCCCGCAGGCGUUAAGUGCUUGCCAAACAAGAAGUGUGACUCCAAGUGCUCCGUCUCAGACAUCAAAUGUGGGACUGGAUGCUGCAAGGGCGGAUUUACCUGUGACACCGCCACCUUUAUCUGUCAGGGGAAUGGUAGUGACAGUUCCGAUGACUCGGGCGACAGCGGCAGUGGCACCAGCAGCGGUGGCACCCGCAGCACCGUCUCGUUCACGAGAUUUACUGCCACCGCCAAUAGCGGUAGUUCAUCUGGUACCACUAGCAGAUCAAGCGUUCCGACAGGCAUCACAGCUAGCGAUGGAGGCGCCAACUCCGGUCCCAGGCUCAUUGCUGGAAUGGGAAUGGCUGGAAUAAUUGCCGGAGUAGUGGCUAUUGUCGGAGUUGCACUUCUCUAGGGGAGUGCAAUAAUAAUCUACGGUACUUGUCACACCGGGAGCGCUUUCUCCCACCUUAGGAUCGAGUUUAUUUUGCGCUUUUUUUUGGAGUCAUCGAGGGAUCAGUUUCUGUCCGAUCGACAUCACUAAUUAUUCGUUCUUUUUAUGCAUAUAUAUAUAUGUAUAUAUAUAUAUAUACCACAUUCAAUGUUUUUAUGGGCUUGAUAGGAUGAUGGGAGAGAUGAUGAAAUUGGGAAAGGCGAGGAUUCAUACCGAUUUUAAUAAGAAUAUAAAAAACAGGCAACCCCGUUGCUCUUUCUUUGUUCUAAA